Molecule: messenger RNA, 528 nt
Organism: Mixia osmundae IAM 14324
Lineage: Eukaryota; Fungi; Basidiomycota; Mixiomycetes; Mixiales; Mixiaceae
Exons: 3
Coding region: 1-528 (175 amino acids)
Source: RefSeq, a predicted model, not a curated record
AUGUCAGGCUACGACAAGGCACGCAUCUCACUCGAUGUCGCAAGAGCCAUCGGCACACUCGGAGCAGGCCUCGGGGCAGGCCUGAUGUUCGCCACACCCAUCUUCACUACCAAUGUCGCUUUUGGCGUGACGACAAUGUCACCGCGUGAUCGUUUGGGGUACUGGAGCAAGCUCUUUGACAUUGGCGCGGUCGUCGUGCCCGUCCAGGCAUCUAUCACCAUCUUAUCGCUCGGCACGGCCGCGUAUCUAGCAGAGAAUAACAACGACAAGCCUCUCGGCAACCGCAGAAAGAUCCUGCUCGCUAGUGCUGCCGUGGUGCAGGCGCUCGUGCUGGUCUGGACGCGCGGCGUGAUGAUACCCUCGACGAUUCACCCGCUCAAAGCGAUCGAAGCGCGACAAGCCAAGGAUGGUGACGACAAGAGCGGCAGUGACGCCUUCAUCAUCAAAUGGAACCAGCAGCACCUCGUCAGAGUCCUGCUCGUCGGAACCACUUUCGCCCUCAGCGUGCUCGAGCUCGUGACACAGUAG